Culex pipiens pallens (northern house mosquito) is the source of this 2238-nucleotide messenger RNA. RefSeq lists its product as uncharacterized. The transcript has 3 exons. The coding region runs from base 83 to 1219 and encodes 378 amino acids. Lineage: Eukaryota; Metazoa; Arthropoda; Insecta; Diptera; Culicidae. The record is from RefSeq and is a predicted model, not a curated record. Gene Ontology annotation, molecular function: sequence-specific DNA binding.
UGAAAUCAAAACAAACAACUUUGUUGCAUUAUUUUCAAACAAAUUCGUGCUGCAAUCAUCGAAAAAAACAGUGUUCAAAAGCAUGGCCUGUUGCAUCUUCAACGGGUGCUUCAACAAACCGUUUCCAUGCGGAACGUUGGUAUUCUUCAACCUGCCCAAGGACGAGCCGCGCCGGGGAAAGUGGCUCCAGCUGUCUGGGAACGAAGAUGUCCAGAAUUUGCCGGCCAGUGCGAGGAGGCUCGUGUGCGAGAACCACUUUGAGGAGCGUUACGUGAGGCGGCAGUUCCACAGGACGACACUGGCCCGGGAUGCGGUGCCGAUGGAUCAUCGGAUGCGGAAGGGGGAUUCUUCGGUCAUCCAAAUAGAUGAAGCACUUGAUGAAACGAACGAUACAAUCAAAGAGAGAGAAGCUCCACCAACUCAUAAAGAAGAAAUUCUGCUGACAUUAGCAAUCGAAGAAGCGGAUUACGAAGUGUUGAUCGAACAUGAGCCCAGCGAAGGAAGCGAAUCGAAAGAUGAUCUCGAGACUCAUCUGAUCGAAGAUGAAGAAUCUAGCGAGGAACACGAAAGGACUGAAUGCAAACAAAAUGCUGAUUGUUCUGACGAUCUUCUUCGCGAAUCGGACGAAGUUGUUGAAUCCUUCGAGGUCGAUGCUGAAGAGGCUGGUGAAGAUCAUAAAGCGCAAGAAGAUGAAGGUAAUACCAACGCCUUGGACAGUUCAUGGGACGUUGUUGCAAGCGGAAAAACUCAACCAGAAAAGAGUUUUGGUGAUGAGAAAAUGACUGGUGAACAGACCGAAGAAUCAGACGAGCUUGUCGAAGAUGUUCUAAUCGAAGAAGCUGAAUCCGAAGGGUACCAUGAAGCAGAUCAACUAAACGUUGUGGCCAGUACCGCAAAGCAUAAACUACCAAACAGCGUUGAAUCAUCUCAACAAGCCAAAAAGUUCAAGAAUGCCGAAGUGGUUGAACCGGACACCUCAUCCGUUAGUGUGACUCCAGCCAAACCACAAGCCAUCGAGCAACCUUCGACGAGCAGUUGUACAAGCAGCGCUUCAGUAGCUCCAGCAGCACCAGCAAAGAUGAGUGAAGAGGAAUACUUUGCGCUCUCGCUGGUUGGUCCGCUGCAGCGGUUGCCACCGGAAAAGAGAGCGAUCGCCAAGAUGAAGAUCCUUACGUAUUUGGUACAGCUGGAGUGUGGACUGACGGAUGCCAACCUGUGAAUCGCUGCGGGGUGACUGAUUUUAAGGUAUUUACGAUAAAUAUUUUUGAGUAGUAGUUGCAGGUUUGUCACUGAUGUCCGAACUUCCCUUAUCUCGUCUUCCCAGUCACAGUCACAUAGCUGGUUCUGCCAGAAACCUGCUAGAACGGUGGAACAUUUCUGCUAGAAUGCUGUAAGAAUAUCCAGCUCUGUAAGAAAUCUGCUAGAAUCCUGUUAGAACGUCGUGACUGGGUUAAAGGUCACUUCAAGCAGUUGCAACGCUCGCUGAUGACAAGGAUAUGGGAGAACAGAACCAGUUAAGAUCCACCAAGAUCCAUUGUCAGCCCACUGUUCAUCGCGCUCAAAAACCAAAACUGACAGCGCGCUCUCGUCUGUCAGUGGAAGCGCUCCAUCUGCGCUUGCAAGAAAAUUCCCUCCACCAAACCAACGCUCAAGCGAUCCGGAGCCCAAAACGACAAAGUCGAAAGAGGGUCUCUCGUCGUGUCGCUCUCGGCUGAGCCUUCAGUUAUCUUUUCGCUCGCACACGGUGCUGAUGUGUGCACGCGUUCGCUGCUCAAAACUCUGCCUGCCUGCCGUCGUCGCUUUGCGUUGAGGGACAGAGGGAGAAAGAGAGAAGAGGAGAGAAGGCGAUAGGAGGACUACUGAACACACACACACGGGCUCUCGCUGUCGGUGUAUGGGUGAGGUUCGCCCCAUCGGCUGUGCGCUUGGGUGAACGCGGAGAGCGCGCGCGCCCUUAGGUGUGUGCGUGUGAGUGUGGAGGUGCGAGAGGGCGAGAAGUAGAAGAAGAACAGCAUCAACAAAAGCAGGAGUCGGUCGAAGCGAAGAACAGAGGCAGCUCGCAGUAGGCGAGGACGUGUAGUAGUGUGUGAGUGUGUGUGUAGACGAGGAGAAGGAGAAGAAGAGAACGGUGCGACGGUGGAGGAGGAGAUAUCAAAAUGGCUACUAGCGAUGAUGAACAUUACCAUCUCUACGAAGUGUUUCAAAAUUGCUUCAACAAAAUCGCCAACAAGCAGCCUG